Megalops cyprinoides (Indo-Pacific tarpon) is the source of this 2238-nucleotide messenger RNA. Its product is annotated as oocyte zinc finger protein XlCOF6-like. Gene Ontology annotation, molecular function: RNA polymerase II cis-regulatory region sequence-specific DNA binding; DNA-binding transcription factor activity. Lineage: Eukaryota; Metazoa; Chordata; Actinopteri; Elopiformes; Megalopidae. The coding region runs from base 42 to 2228 and encodes 728 amino acids. Gene Ontology annotation, biological process: regulation of transcription by RNA polymerase II. The record is from RefSeq and is a predicted model, not a curated record. The transcript is spliced from 6 exons.
UACAUUCUUAAGUAACUGUAGUUAAGUUGCUGACGGUGAGAAUGUCAAACACCUUUCAAACACAAAUAGUCUCCAUAAUGGAGAUAAUGGCUAAAGCUGUCCUGGCAGAAAUAAGUAAAGUUGUCGAAGAGGGCUCAGCCACGGUACAUUUUGAAAUGUCUCAUUGCCAGAGUGAGAACGUAGCGCCGAAAGUUAAGUUCCCGGUGAUGGAAAGCGAACCGAAAAUGACACACUUGGCCUCGCUCUUUGAGAUGCUGGCCCAAGAAGCAGUGAAUAAAAUCUGCAAACUUGCCAAUGAGGAAUCUGCGGUUCUGCGGCUGGAAAUGGAUCAGAGCCAGACUGAGAACGGGACUCUGAAGAAGAAGUUACAGCUGAUGGAGCACAAGCUGAAGACAGUGCAGGGGUGUGGAGAGGGCAGAGCUGGAGUGAACGAGAGACCUGUAAGCAGUCGUUCUGUCGGAGUCCAGGUCGGCAGUGAAUUAAGAGAAGAAACGGAGGAGGCCCACUGUCCCCAUGUCAGUCUGUGGGGAGGUGCAGAGCCCACAGAUGUUGAAGAGGAAGUCACUCCAUUGCAGUGUGUGGUCAUGCUGGCAGAGCCUUCAGACAUAGAGGACAGAAUUGAAUCAAUAAUUAUCAAGGAGGAGGGACUUGAGGAAGAUCUGGAGAGUAGUCCUUUAGAAGGAGGACUGGACAUCAGUGAAGAUGGAACUGUAGGAUUCAGUGCUGGAGUUGGGGACGAACAUCCCACGGAGCAUCCACACUAUGAGGAAUGUGACACAACCUUGGAGAACAGAGGUCUGCAGGAAGGACAGACACUUAGUGGAGAAGGACCUGUAGAGUUUGACACUGUUGCUGGAGAAGGACUUGCCACUGAGCGUCAGAACCAUGUGGAGGAAUGUGGAGCACCUGCAGGAGGGACAGAAGGCCAGGACACACUGUUGACACCUGCAGAUUCAUACUCGGCUAUCAAGGAUAAGAUUGCGAAUACCCAGAGUGCUAAGCGACUCAAGAAAGGCGGUAACAAGAGGACCUGCAAGAGAGGUGGCAAAGGAGAAAAAAACUUUAGUUGCACACACUGUAGGAAGAGUUUUGGUAAGCUCCUCCAUCUUAAAGCUCACCAGAUCGUUCACACCGUGGAGAGACCGUUCAGCUGUGCACAGUGUGGAAAGGGAUUUGCGGUGAAACGUAGCCUUGAAAUGCACCAGCUCAUUCACACAGGAGAGAAACCGUACAGCUGCGAUGAGUGUGGGAUGAGUUUUCAUCAGAAAAGUUUACUUAAAAAACACAGGCAAGUUCAUACGGGAGAGAGACCAUUUAGAUGUGAUGUAUGCGGCAAGAGUUUCAAUCGUGCAUAUGGACUGAAAACACACCAAAUAGUCCACACAGGAGAGAGGGCGUUCAACUGUGAGAUCUGUGGGAAAAGUUUCAGCAUUGCAAGUAAUCUUAACAGACACCAGCGAAUUCACACUGGAGAGAAACCAUUUACCUGUGUUUCAUGUGGAAAAAGUUUCAAUCAAGCCAAUACUCUUAAAGCCCAUGAGCGAAUUCAUACAGGAGAGAAACCAUACAGCUGCACUACCUGUGGGAAAAGUUUUAAUCAGAAAAGUAGAGUUAAAACACAUGAGCGCAUUCACACAGGUACAAAGACAUACAUAUGUGUUGUUUGUGGAAAGAGUGUUGGUACUGCAAGCUCUCUCAGAACACACCUGCUGAGUCAUACUGGAGAGAAUGCCAUUAACUGUAUUAUAUGUGGGGAGAGGCUCACUUCUCUAAGUUCCCUUAAAACACACCAGCAAAGUCAUAUAGGGGCAAACCCAUACAUUUGUACAGUUUGUGGGAAAAGUUUCAGUUCUGCGGGUUCUUUGAAAAUACAUGAGCAGACACACACGGGAGAGAAGCGGUUUAGCUGCAAACAAUGUGGGAAGAAUUUCACCCAGCAAAGUAGUCUCAAAACACACCAGAAUGUUCACACCGGAGAAAAACCGUAUUGCUGUGCUGUGUGUGGGAAGAGUUUCAGGAUUUUGGGAAACCUUAAUAGACACCAGCGAAUACACACAGGGGAGAAACCAUACAGCUGUCUUCUAUGUGGGAAGAGUUUUAAUCAAGGUAAUAGUCUGAAAGCCCAUGAGCGAAUUCACACAGGGGAGAAACUGUACAUGUGUGAUAAAUGUGGAAAGAGUUUCUCUUAUCUAAGAAAUCUUAAAGAACACAAGUGUGUGUAUGGCUGAAAGAACCCCC